CAGCCCCGCGCAUGUCUGUUGAGGUGCCUCAUCCCCAUGCUGGGGUUUGGGGGGAGGAGGAGAGGACGGCAGCCAGGGGUAGUCUCUCCAGCAUCCCUGCCACCCCACCCCCCAACGAGAGAAUCGUGACCACUGGAACAUGCUCACUUGGCCCCCUUGGCCACCCAGCAAGACUAACAGAUACCCCUUCUCUCCUCAGUGGCCCUCGAGGGACAGAACCAGUGCUGAGGGCUCCUAUCUCUCUAACCCAGUCCCAUUCUUUGCAGGUGUUGGAUAUGCCCGGCCCCAAAAUCCAGGCCUCACCUGUUCCCUAGGCAGGAGGUUAGAGGGAUGGCCCAAAAGGAGAGGCCCUGUGAGGCAGAGAACUUAUGGGGUCAAAGGCUGUGUUAUAUCCCCAGCUAGGAGUCUGGGAGAGGCACCCCACCCUAAUCCAUCUCUGGACUUCCAGGGCAGCAAGGUUCUACUGUGUUACAGGCCUCUGAUGAGGGAGUUGGCUGAAUACCUCCAGAAGCAAAGGCACCAUCAGUUAUAUAUCCCCUGGGACCUGUCUCCUGCCUCAUCUAGGCUCUUUCAUAGUCCAUCUGUCUGUCUAUGUCCCUAUUGCUCUUUCUCCUUUUCAUAUUCUCUGCCCCUUAGCCUGAAGGUCUCCCACAUGUGGGGAGUCUAUGAGGGAGGAGUUGGCUAAUGAGUAAAUAGUAGGCUGGAGAGGGAGGAGAAGAGCCCCAAAUGCCCAGGAGAAAGGCUGAGUCAGAGCCUCAGCUGCCAGUGAAGAAUUCCAGUGAAGAAUGCCCUACGAGAGAGCUCAAAUACACCAACCUACCUCGUAUUCCCAGGGCCUGCAGGUAAAGAUAAUGACAGAAAAGGAACUCUUGGCCGUGGCCUGCGAGCAGUUCCUGGGCAAGAAUGUACAGGAUAUCAAGAACGUUGUCCUACAGACCCUAGAGGGGCAUCUGCGUUCCAUCCUAGGGACCCUGACUGUGGAACAGAUAUAUCAGGAUCGGGACCAGUUUGCCAAGUUAGUUCGAGAGGUGGCAGCCCCAGAUGUUGGCCGCAUGGGCAUUGAGAUCCUCAGCUUCACUAUCAAAGAUGUUUAUGACAAAGUGGACUAUCUGAGUUCCCUGGGCAAGACUCAGACUGCCGUGGUGCAGAGAGAUGCUGACAUUGGUGUGGCCGAGGCUGAGCGGGAUGCAGGCAUCCGGGAAGCUGAGUGCAAAAAGGAGAUGCUUGAUGUGAAGUUCAUGGCAGACACCAAGAUUGCUGACUCUAAGAGAGCCUUUGAACUACAAAAGUCAGCCUUCAGUGAAGAAGUCAAUAUCAAAACAGCUGAGGCCCAAUUGGCCUAUGAGCUACAAGGGGCCCGUGAGCAGCAGAAGAUCCGGCAGGAAGAGAUUGAAAUUGAAGUUGUGCAGCGUAAGAAGCAGAUUGCAGUGGAAGCACAGGAGAUCUUGCGCACUGACAAGGAGCUCAUUGCCACAGUACGCCGCCCAGCUGAGGCUGAGGCCCAUCGCAUACAGCAGAUCGCAGAGGGUGAAAAGGUGAAGCAGGUCCUCUUGGCACAGGCAGAGGCUGAGAAGAUCCGCAAAAUUGGGGAGGCAGAGGCGGCAGUCAUCGAGGCAAUGGGCAAGGCAGAGGCUGAGCGGAUGAAACUCAAGGCUGAAGCCUACCAGAAAUAUGGAGAUGCAGCCAAGAUGGCCCUGGUGCUGGAGGCCCUGCCGCAGAUUGCUGCCAAAAUUGCUGCCCCACUGACCAAAGUUGAUGAGAUUGUGGUUCUCAGCGGGGACAACAGCAAGGUGACAUCAGAAGUAAACCGGCUGCUGGCUGAGCUGCCCGCCUCUGUGCAUGCCCUUACAGGUGUGGACCUCUCAAAGAUACCCUUGAUCAAGAAAGCCACUGGUGCACAGGUGUGAGGCUCCUGCAGGCCCACGCCCUUCAGCAGCCGCCCGCCCCUCCCUUCACCUGUUUUAACACCACAGGGACAACGGGACGUUACUGACUCUGGUGCCUUAUUUUGUAGGGACCAGAAGUGCUGCGUGUUUAGGCCAUCUCUGGCUGUCUUCCCUUCUCUCCUGUCUCUUCCUCUUUUCUAUCCUCACUUUCACUGCCACACUCAUCUAAUUUGUGUCUUUCCUCCCUCAUCUCCCUAUGUGUUUCUUUCUCUCCCUUGUCUUCCCUCCCUCUAUGCAGAUCACAUAGUUUAAGCUGAAGAUGUUUAUUACAAUCACUGUCUGUCUGUGGGGGGUAGCCCUGCUGCUCCUCAGAAUCCUGGUGCCUUGAAGUUCUUCCUGUAUCCAUCUGUCCUCCCUGUAUCCCUGGCCAGAGUGCAGCAUAGGUACAGGGGUUCUGGGUAGGACAACCUAUCUCCCCUCUCCUGGCCUGGUUUUCCCUGAAUACUCCUCUAGGAAGUCUAUAGACCACCCACUUUCCUCUAGACCUGUGUAGCCAUGGCCUAUAGGGCCCAGGGCCAUUGCCCUUUACUUCUUCCCUCCCCAGGCCAGGCCUGCUCUCAUUACUACCCCUUUCUCCCUGACCCCAGGGGCACAGAGGCAGGGCCUCCUGUCUAUAGCAGCUUCCUCAGUUUACUACUGCCUUAGGAGGCCCUGUUUGUGCUCACAGAAGUUUCCUUCGUGGAAAAGUCCCUACUAGGUGGUCUUGGUCCCAACUUCACUAAGCCUUUCUGGGGUCAGGCUCUGAACCUGUUGGAGACAGCUUCAUGCUAGUGCUGCACUGUCCUGGGUAUGUGACCCUUCCAGUGGGCAAGGCUGUGCCAACCCUGUACAGAAUCAAGUGCCGUAAAUUGGCCAGAUCCCGUUUCCCCUUGUGCCAUCCUUCUUCCUGGCCAGAGUGAUAGGGUUCCAGCCAUGGGAAGCAGCUCAGUCUUCUGUCUCAUUGCAGUAGUGGAGAUGGAAGAGACCAGGGCCCAAGCAUCCCUCCAGGGGUGCUAUGAGUGUCCCACAGCCCUAGUCCCCUACCUGUGGCCCUGCCCCAGCCUGUGUAGCUAUUCUGCAUGUGGAUGCUGCAUGUCUGGUCUGGGGCUUGGAUGUUGCACUGCCCCACUGCCUGUCCCCUCUGGUAAAAUAAAGAUCUCUUAUGUCA
Molecule: messenger RNA, 3093 nt
Organism: Marmota monax (woodchuck)
Lineage: Eukaryota; Metazoa; Chordata; Mammalia; Rodentia; Sciuridae
Gene: Flot2
Product: flotillin 2
Exons: 9
Coding region: 786-1907 (373 amino acids)
Biological process (GO): protein localization to plasma membrane; regulation of myoblast differentiation
Cellular component (GO): plasma membrane
Source: RefSeq, a predicted model, not a curated record